Cyprinodon variegatus (sheepshead minnow) is the source of this 947-nucleotide messenger RNA. It is a transcript of the gene tmem106b, whose product is annotated as transmembrane protein 106B. The record is from RefSeq and is a predicted model, not a curated record. The coding region runs from base 18 to 806 and encodes 262 amino acids. NCBI's taxonomy places the organism in Eukaryota, Metazoa, Chordata, Actinopteri, Cyprinodontiformes, Cyprinodontidae. The transcript has 7 exons.
CAGAAUCAGCAGCAGCCAUGGGCCGGGCCCCGUCACACUUGGCCAAAAACAAAGAUGAAAGUCAAGACGCGCUGACGACAAAUGGCGAGUUCAAAGACGGUCACACAGAGGAGGACGGGAAGCAUGCAGACGUGUCUCAGUUCCCGUAUGUGGAGUUCACCGGACGGGACAGCGUCACCUGUCCGACAUGCCAGGGUACUGGUAGAAUCCCACGAGGUCAGGAGAACCAGCUUGUGGCUCUGAUUCCAUACAGCGACCAAAGGCUCAGGCCAAGCAGGACAAAACUCUACGUCACCAUUUCCGUGGCCCUCUGCCUGCUGCUGUCAGGCCUCGCUGUUUUCUUCCUCUUCCCGCGCUCCAUCGAUGUUACUUACGUUGGCGUGAAGUCUGCAUAUGUUUCCUAUGAUCAGGAGCAACGGAUUGUCUAUCUCACUAUUACAAACACUCUAAACAUCACUAAUAACAACUACUACGCCAUAUCUGUGACCAACAUAACGGCACAAGUUCAGUUCUCCAAGACAGUAAUAGGAAAGACCAAGCUCAACAACAUCACAGUGAUCAUGCCUCUGGAUGAACGGCAGCUGGAUUACACAGUUCCCACCACCAUCGCAGACGAGAUGAGUUAUAUGUUUGAUUACUGCACCUUGCCGACUAUUAAAGUCCACAACAUAGUGGUCAUGAUGCAGGUAACAGUAACGACGUCGUACUUCGGUCACACGGAGCAGGUCUCUCAGGAAAUGUACCAGUAUGUGGACUGUGGGGGGAACACGACCUCCAUGCACGGCCAUGUGCAGGUCUACCAAUAAAAGGGAGAAAAAAAAAAAAGAACCUAAACAUGUAAAGCACAGCCCUCUGUGAAAAUGGAUAAAUGUUUCUUUCCUAAAACACUCAUCUGGUUUUAACUCCUGCUUUCCUUUCCAAUCACACUCUUCACAGUCAGUAUUUGU